Messenger RNA from Micropterus salmoides (largemouth bass), 2729 nucleotides. RefSeq names its product kinesin family member C1 (gene kifc1). The transcript is spliced from 17 exons. Lineage: Eukaryota; Metazoa; Chordata; Actinopteri; Centrarchiformes; Centrarchidae. Gene Ontology annotation, molecular function: ATP binding; microtubule binding; microtubule motor activity. Gene Ontology annotation, biological process: microtubule-based movement. The coding region runs from base 94 to 1995 and encodes 633 amino acids. The record is from RefSeq and is a predicted model, not a curated record.
CCAAAACAGUUCAAUUUCAAAUUCAAACGGGCGGAGACGGUGGACCGGGUGGAUCAGCGGCGGAGUUCAACUUUCCUGAAGCCUCAACAGAACAUGUCUCGCUUGCCAGUUAUAUCAAGCAAGAGGGCCCUGACAAGCAGCAGCAGCAGCUCAGAGAAUGGCCAAGACUGUGCUCCUGCUCAGAAGAGGACUCGUAAGGACACGGAGCCCAUCAAACCACUUGGAGCAGCUACGAUCAUCGGUGGCAGGCGGCCUCCUCUUGCUGCAACCAAGGCACCUAUGUCAAGGCCAAUCAGAGGUGUGGGAGCUGCCACCGUGGCCGCUGGUCCUUCCAGAGGUGUCCUGAAACCAUCUCUAGCUUCAACUGUAGCAAAGGGAAGCAACAUUAAACCAACUGUUGCAUCCUCUGAUGCAAAAGCAGCAGGUGGGGGUGGGACCACCAAGCGCCAGGCAUGGGACAUGAAGGGCCGGGUCAGUGACAUGGAAGUUAAGAUCCGUAACUACCAGACCAAAAUGAAAACCGUCAACCAGGAGAACGAGGUUCUACGAAGCUCGGCGGUCCAGAGCGAAACAAAAGUGGCUGAAAUGCAGAAGGAGCUUGAGAGGCAGAGGAGCCAGAUCAGUAUGUAUGAGGGGCAGCUGCAGGCGUUGUCAGGAGUCCGUAAUGAGCUGGAGAAAGUCUCUAGUGAAAAGAGCACUCUUCAAAAGGAGCUGUCCAACUUAGAGGGAAAGUACAAGGUCAUGGAGACUCUCAGAGAGAGCCAAGAGACAGAGCUGCAAACUCUCAAGAUGAAGCUCUCAGUGCAGGAGUCAACUCUGACCCGCUUGCAGGUGACCCUCAAAGACACAGAGGAAACAGUCCGCUCUCUUGAAGAGACGGUGGCCCGGCAGCAGGAUGACCUUCAUGCCAGGGAAAUGGAGCGUAGACGGCUCCACAACACAAUCCAGGAGCUCAAGGGUAACAUCAGGGUCUUCUGCAGGGUGCGCCCACUUGUGGAUGGAAGCACCAGUAAUCACAUCCAGGUCCCGGCCAAUGACCUCAAAACAAUAACCCUGGCUAAAACAGAAGAGUCUCACACAGGCAAAACUGCAGACACGCAAAAAAAUUAUAACUUCAAUUUUGACCGGGUGUUUGGCCCCCAGGCCACACAACAGGAGAUCUUUGAAGAGAUCUCACUCCUGAUACAGUCAGCAUUGGACGGUUACAAUGUCUGCUGCUUUGCCUACGGCCAGACAGGAAGUGGAAAGACCUACACCAUGGAGGGAGACGAAUUUGAUGCAACCAGAGGUGUCAUCCCCAGAGCUGUACAGCAAGUCUUCAGGGCUGCAGAGAAACUGGAAAAAGAAGGCUGGGAGUUCACAUUCACAGCAAGUUUCGUCGAAAUUUAUAACGAGAGCCUGCGUGACCUCCUUUACACCGGCAAGGCCAGCAAGAGGCCGGAGCAUGACAUUCGAAAGGCGACGACCGGUGAGGUGACGAUCACUAACCUCACUUAUGAAAAGGUCAUCAACGAGGAUCAGGUUCUCGGCCUGAUUGCGUUGGCCAAUAAAAAUCGCUCCACGGCCCAGACAGCUCAGAAUGACCGCUCCUCACGCUCACAUUCAGUCUUUCAGCUGGAUAUCGAGGGAGUGAAUUCUGGCAGGGAUGUCAAAUGCAAAUCCACUCUGUGCCUGGUUGACUUGGCUGGCAGUGAGCGAAUGUUGAAGAGUCAGUCUCAGGGCGAGCGCUUCAAAGAGAUGACGGCCAUCAACGGCUCCCUGUCCAACCUGGGCAUCGUCAUCGCAGCACUGGCCAACAAGGAGAGCUACAUUCCUUACAGGAACUCUAAGCUUACCUACCUUCUACAGAACUGCUUGGGAGGCAACAGCAAGACCCUGAUGUUCGUAAACAUUGCUCCCGAGCCAGACAGCUUUGGGGAAACCCUCAACUCACUGAGGUUUGCAAGCAAGGUGAACGACUGUGUUAUCGGCACCGCAUGUGCCAACAAGAAGUAGAGCGCUUUUAAAAAACAGAACUCUGUUUUUUUUAACCAUUAUGGACACAGCAUGAAACAUUCAGUAUACAUGUUUUCCAUGCUUUUUUUACUUUUAAAUGAAUACUGUCAUUUUUGUUCUUGAUUUUUGGUGAAAGGUGUUUAUUUCUCUGUCUGUAACAUGGUGUUAUAAUAAAAACAUUCAGUAAACAUUCUGAAACCAAACUACAGUGUUCACUACCUUUUUGUAUUCCAGGCUAAUUGGUUCAGUUUCAUUCGACUAUAGUCUGGAAAUUAACUUUAAGACAUUUGUUUGAGAAGUCUGACUGUGAAGAUCUAGUUGCAUUUAUUUUGGGUCUAAGUUAUUUAGGCUGGUCAACUUCACAUCAACCCUGUAGGUAUAUAAAGUAAACUUCUUGUGUCAUAUUUUUAAGGAUGGAUGUUUAUUGCUUAACCACCAUGACCGGCACAUUAGUCACCUUUUGCUUCAGUCUCAGAUUGUGUGUGUAUACAUAGGACAUGAGGAUAGUUUUUUUUUUUUUUUUCUCCACUGUAUAUCUUCUAUCUCGUAAUUUGAGGAUUUACAUGAAAGGAGUUUAAUGAAAUGGUGAAAAAUAAAUGCAUGUAAUUCAGUAAGUCUGUAUGUAUACAGUAUGUUGGUUUGUGUGUGUGUAUAUAAGUAUAUGUGUAUGUAUAUACACAAUGUGUGUAUAAUUAUCUGAGAUGAUUUUGGAAUAAAGAUCAGAAUAAGACAAA